Ostrea edulis (European flat oyster) is the source of this 725-nucleotide messenger RNA. RefSeq lists its product as uncharacterized. The record is from RefSeq and is a predicted model, not a curated record. Bases 366 to 725 code for a protein of 119 amino acids. Lineage: Eukaryota; Metazoa; Mollusca; Bivalvia; Ostreida; Ostreidae. The transcript has 2 exons.
AGAAGAAGAGGAAGAAGAAGAAGAAUCGAGCAAAAACAAUAAGUCUCCAAACUUCGUUUGGGAGAUUUAACUACAACAGGACCUGGAUGCGCUGGAACGAUGGAUUUUACAGUGGGGAAUGGUAUUUAUCGCUCGGAAAUGUAAUACUAUGACCAUAGCUCGUUCCAAGCCCAUCACACGUAUGUAACAGGUCAAUAAUACAAUCCUGGCUGGACCAAGUAGAUUCCUACACAUAUCCGGGUGAGAAAAUCACCAGCAACAUAACUGGUCAGGCAGUGUGCAAAAAAGCUAACUCGAGGCUGAAUUUCCUGCGCAGGAACUUCACGCGCUGCCCGAAAGAAUUCAAGAAGGCAACAUACAUCUCUAUGAUGCAAUACAUAACGGAAUGUGGAUCAGCUACGUGGGAUGCUCACUCAAAGAAGGAUGCUAGUACUCUCGAACGAACCCAACAACAAACAGCUAUAGAUGGAUAUGCAGGCACUCAAUCCAGUGUGACAGGAAUGUUUGAAUCACUAGGGCUGGAGAGAGUGGAUCUUCGGAGGAAGAAGAUGAAUAUGGAUGGACUCAGGCCCAGUCUUAUAAUGAAUUCUUAUGCAAAAAGUGAGCGUAAGAGAGGAAGAAUUGAAUCACCCCCUACAGGAAAGACUCCUACUCAGAGUUCAAAAAGAUUCCAACAAAUGGAACAAGAGAACAUUGUUAAGUUACAUAUUUCAUUGUUAGGCUAA